Chelonia mydas (Green sea turtle) is the source of this 1510-nucleotide messenger RNA. RefSeq names its product fumarylacetoacetate hydrolase domain-containing protein 2. Lineage: Eukaryota; Metazoa; Chordata; Testudines; Cheloniidae. The transcript is spliced from 7 exons. The record is from RefSeq and is a predicted model, not a curated record. Bases 538 to 1401 code for a protein of 287 amino acids. Gene Ontology annotation, molecular function: hydro-lyase activity.
CCCCACCCCAGCCCCGUGACACCGUCGGGUUCACAGCCUGGGCCUCUGUGGCGCCGUGGGAAUCCGGACGCAGCCGUGCGUGACCCUGGCGAACAACUGGGUGUCCCAGGGUUUGAGCCCUGUGUGUGACCAGUUCCCCCCCGUGGUAGAGCCAGAUCCCAGGUUCUGGUUACUUUCCCUUGGGGCGGUCAAUAGGGGCCUGCCAGCCAAACCUGGGCUGCCCGACGCUUUCAGACAGACCCUGAAAUAUUUGUAUUUAUUUAUUUAUUUGUCAUCAUUAUUAUUCCUGUAUUUUCUCUGGAGUCUGGACCUUGACCAAGAAUUUGGAACUUGACCAAAAAAAUGAUAGUUACCACUGCUGGGCAGAGAUCCAACCCGCGUGGACGGAUGACCUGUCCGCGCUCGUUUGUCUCUCUCCUGCAGGAUCUGAUGCCGGUGCUGGUCCUAAGAGCCCUUCCAGCGAGUCUGAGACUGAGCUGGAGGCUGCCCGGCUGGGGCAGGACAUAGGCCAGGGACGUUUCCCAUCGAGCUGGGGCCAUGAGGCUGGUCCAGUUCCAAACCGGCUCGGAUGGGCCCAGGAUUGGGCUGGAGGAGAAAGAUGGUGGCAACGUGAUUGAUUUAAAUGCUUUCGACCCCUCCCUGCCCAGAAGGAUGAGGGAGUUCCUGGAGGAAGGGGACGCAGCACUGGCCGUAGCGAGACGGGCUCAGGAGUCUGGCCAGCACAUCCUGCCACGCUCUCAGGUGACCCUCCUGGCCCCCAUAACCAACCCGGGGAAGGUGAUCUGCGUGGGGCUGAAUUACGCAGACCACUGCCGGGAGCAGAACGUGAACAUCCCCGAGGAGCCCAUCAUCUUCAGCAAGUUUCCCAGCUCCAUCACUGGCCCCUACGACGACAUCAUCCACCCGGCCGAGAGCAACGAAGUUGACUGGGAGGUGGAGCUGGCAUUUGUCAUCGGGAAGAAAGGGAAGCACAUCAAGGAGUCAGCCGCGAUGGAUCACGUCGUGGGAUUCAUGGUUGCCGAUGACGUCACCGCCAGGGACUGGCAGAUGAAGAGGAACGGGAAUCAGUGGCUCCUCGGGAAAACCUUUGACACUUUCUGCCCCUUGGGCCCUGCCAUUGUCACCAAGGACUCUGUGACAGACCCUCACAAGCUGGGAAUCCGUUGCAAAGUGAACGGGGAACUUGUCCAGGACAGCAACACCAAUCAGAUGAUCUUCAAAACGCAGGCGCUGGUCGUGUGGGUCUCCCGGUUUGUCACACUGUUCCCUGGAGAUGUCUUCCUCACCGGGACCCCCCCUGGCAUUGGAGCUUUCCGGAAGCCCCCCAUAUUCCUGAAGAGAGGAGAUGUGGUGCAGUGUGAAAUUGACCAGCUGGGAGCCCUCCGAAACAAGGUCGUUUGAGGACGCCCCUCCAGCGCGGUCCCCGGGGCCCAGGAGCGGAUCAUGGACAUUGGGGCGCGUGGCACUCCACAGCAGGAUUUUGCAAUAAAGCUCUCGCGGAAGGGCCGGA